CAAAAAGCGGCAUACCUAUUAGCCUUACACACAGUAUAAUUCGACAAUAUGUCUGACAAGCCUAGCCGAGAGACUACCCUCGAUGCCAAGGUUGUUAAAACACUUGUAGAGAGAGCGCAGGAAGCGCGAAAUGUAUCAUACUCCCCUUACAGCCACUUCCGGGUGGGCGCCUGUCUAUUAGCGAAAAAUGGCAAGUAUUAUUCCGGGGCAAACGUUGAGAAUGUCUCGUACGGUCUGACUAUCUGUGCCGAGAGAACUUGCCUGGUGAAGAUGGUGACUGACGGCUGCCUGAAGGCAAAAGCUAUUGCUGUUGCUAGUGAUGUCGAAGACUUCAUCUCACCGUGUGGAAUGUGCAGACAGAGUUUAGCCGAGUUUUGUGACCCAGACGUCGAAGUGCUUAUGACGCGCGGGGACGGCUCAUUUGUCUGCAUCACGGUUAGCGAUCUGGUUCCACUUCUAUUCACACCCUCAGCCUUAGAAGAUGGAACUCGAGCGUAGAACUAUAAGUAAAGUAACGAUAAAUUUUGA
This is a messenger RNA of Sphaeroforma arctica JP610, 528 nucleotides long. RefSeq names its product cytidine deaminase. The record is from RefSeq and is a predicted model, not a curated record. Gene Ontology annotation, cellular component: cytosol. Bases 49 to 498 code for a protein of 149 amino acids. Gene Ontology annotation, molecular function: zinc ion binding; cytidine deaminase activity. The transcript has 2 exons. Lineage: Eukaryota; Ichthyosporea; Ichthyophonida.